Messenger RNA from Neurospora tetraspora, 3264 nucleotides. Its product is annotated as cysteine proteinase. Gene Ontology annotation, molecular function: cysteine-type deubiquitinase activity; proteasome binding. Lineage: Eukaryota; Fungi; Ascomycota; Sordariomycetes; Sordariales; Sordariaceae. The record is from RefSeq and is a predicted model, not a curated record. The transcript is spliced from 2 exons. Gene Ontology annotation, biological process: proteasome-mediated ubiquitin-dependent protein catabolic process; protein deubiquitination; regulation of proteasomal protein catabolic process. Bases 1 to 3264 code for a protein of 1087 amino acids.
AUGGAAGACAGGCCGGCCUCCCCGAAAGAGACUGACAAGUUCUAUCCCCGUGCCACUAGCACUACUACUCACGUCUGCUCCCUCUGCAGCCAGACCGUUUCUGUCGACGUUCUGCGGCCGCACCUGGAAACAGCCUGGAUCAGCCGAAUCAUGGAUAAGGACAGGAUAAGAAACGCUUUGGCGGUCGCCAAAAGAGAAGAGCCAGAACGCUACGGCGACCUAACACCGGAAAAGGAGGAUGGUUAUGCCAAUUCUCCUUUACAGACCCUCAACAUGUACAUCAAAAACAUUCUCGAGGACGACUGGACCGCCCCGCAAAAGCGCAUCGCCAGCCGCAACAGGACCUUCUCAGUCCAGUUUGGCCCAGCAUGUGCCGACAUAUUCCUCUAUCUUGGCUUCACGGAAGAGGUGGAUAUCGCAACUGGGGACAAGUUCUGGGUACCCCCUCGGCUUCCUAUCUCAACCUUUCGAACACCCCUGGGCUCAGAACGUGCUUUCCUCGAGAACGUCAGAAGCGAGGUGCAGAGUUUCCUAGCCGAGAACCCUCCGAGGCCGGACCUGCCCGUCGUGGGGGCAACGAUUAAUGCGAUAGAGCGGCUGGACAAGGUCCUGAUAUCGGACUGGCUUCGCAGCCACGAGACCCGAUCGCCGCGAAACUCGGAUGAGGCCCAAUACUUUCGCAUCUUGGGAGCAUCCGAAAGGUCCGAUGAGGAGGUGCUCAAGUAUGCCUUCCUCCAACAGGUGGGCGUUGAUUCGGCGAACAGGCACACUUACAAGACUGCGCUUGCCAAUUUGGCUGGCUACAGGAGUGAAGAGUUUCAGAUGUACGUCUUCAGUCUGGAUGAGAGUCCUGCCGCCCCCAGCGGUCCUCAAACUCAGGGGCCUCUUUCAGACGUAGACAAAGCGUAUAGGCACUUCAAUCUCGAGCCAAAAACAAACGGAGACGCCCGGUAUUUCAUCAACGUUUACAAAACCUACAGAGAGCAGUCACCUGGACAGCUAUCUAGUCACAGAAUCGCCCUUCUCAAAAUUGGCAAGGACAGGGACGACUCGGAUAUACUUGACGAGGUGUUCAAUGGAGAGAUGGGCCACAACGAGGCAUGUUCAAUUCUGGAAUCUGAGCCGGGCUGGUCCUUGGAGAUUGCUGCUGCAGGUGCACGGGAGGCCGUCAAGAACGGUAUUGAUCGCAGAUUGCUUAUCAAAGCCUGUGAAACGCUCGCGGAGGCUAUGAGGAAGGAGAACGUAGCGGACGAAGACGGUUGGGCAGAGUUUGAUAGGGUUCAAGCAGAACUCCGCGCUCCGGACUUCCCCCUUCUACCCAACGCGGAACAAGGCUCCCAGUUUGAGGAUACGACAGAGUUUAUGUCACUACCUGUUGGCCUCGACAACCUUCGGAACACAUGCUAUCUCAACAGCAUCCUUCAGUAUUUCUACUCGGUCACGGCCGUGAGGAACUUCGUAAUGAAUGCGGACCAGACAUCUUUGGAGCCAACCCAGGAAGCUAUGCGGGCUCUCCUAGAUGGCCUAGACCCAUCUGAACUCGACCCCGGCCGGGCUUAUGUCGGAUCUGAAUUCUGCCGUGAGCUGGGCUCCCUGUUUCGUGACAUUCAGGGCGCCGGAACCCGCUCCGUGAGACCUAGGCAGCGUCUGGCCAAUGCAGCUUUGCUCAGGCCAGACAGGAUACGCAGUGAGCCUUUAGAGGGAGCCGUUGACAACGCAUCCAAGCCGACCUCGGUGGAGGCUCCUCCACUGCCUCCCAGAUCAGGCGCGGGCGACCUACCCAAGGUUACGGUUGACGCGGUACCAGAGCACUCGGAGACGGAUAGCAACCUGAGCUCACAGACUUUGGUCAACCAGACUGAAGACGACCCGACAUUCAUUGUUGUCGACUGCAAUGCCGGUAAAGGUGAAGGCACAGGCGACGAUAUUACCAUGACUGAUGAACCUGCUCCGUCUACCCCUGUUGCUGCUUCCGCCAAGACUGGAAACGACAGGCCCAGGGACCUGAAACUAACGGUUGUAGAACUUAACGAAGAGCUUGACAAGCCUAACGUUGGUUCCGACCAGAUGGACGUCGACGAAGUCAUGGGCAACGCAAUAGACCAUCUCCGGGCAGCUUUCAAGGUUAAAUCGCUUAGGAAUCCGAAUACACCAGGGCCAGACCCGAUCAAGGAAGCCUUUUUCUCGACGCUUGUCGACAACCGGAAGAAGGCUAGUGAAAGUACUUGGAACAGCUCUACAAGAUCUGAACGUUGGGUGAUUGCCUAUCCCGGAAAGAAUGAGCGGAUAAGCUUGUACGAUGCUUUGUCCAGAUCAUUCGAUCUGGAAAGCGUGGGUGCAGAGCUUCUAACCUAUACGACCAUCAAGGACCCGGCUCCCAACUUCCACAUCUGCAUUUCGAGGUCGGAUGGCCGUAACAAAAACGCCAAUCCUGUCAUCAUACCCGAGCUCUUAUACCUCGAUCGCUUUAUGCACACCGACCAGCUCGAUUCGCCACUAUUCAAGGCCCGUCAAAGAAGCUGGAACAUUGGAAACAGGCUCCAAGAGCUCAUGUCUCGUGACAACAAGAUCAAGGAGAAUGAGUCUGUUGCCCCAAUUCCCUUCGUAACGCGUAAUGAGAGAAGUUCCGACAGCCUUCUAGAUUCCUUCAUUCACGUAAGUGAUCAGGACAUUGAGGAGCUCGAAGGAUACGAUGUCACAUCAUUCUUGACGCCCGAGCUCGACACCACUGUCGGAAAGUAUACUAGCCUGCCCAGGCCUGAGUCGUCUCAGCCAGACAUCAAACCUGAAGCGCCGAAUCCUGAUCAGGAAGAGCUUGGCGAUCUCAGUCCAAGUGAGAUUCAUACCUUGAUCACGAGCAUUGAGGCUGAAGCAGCCUGGGAAAAGGGGCAGCUGCUGGCCGAACGCGAGAAGUUGUUUGAUGGCAUGCAGCAGUAUGUAUACCGGCUUCACGCAGUCGUCUGCCAUGCCGGAACCACGGCCGCCGCCGGCCACUACUGGGUCUGGAUUUACGACUUUGAAGAGAACGUCUGGCGCAAGUACAACGACACCACGGUGUCUGUCCAUCCGGCUGAGGAGGUGUUUGAACAGCUCAACACCAGGGGCGAGCCAUACUACGUGGCCUACGUGCGGUCAGAAAACGUCAAGGACCUCGUGAGCAUCCCACGUCGUCAGUUCGUGGGACCUCCGAUUAGCUCUGACGAGCCCACGACGGUGCACGCUGAGACGGUGGAUAGGAUGGACUUGGAUGCUCAGAAUGCUUAG